Clonostachys byssicola is the source of this 1377-nucleotide messenger RNA. NCBI's taxonomy places the organism in Eukaryota, Fungi, Ascomycota, Sordariomycetes, Hypocreales, Bionectriaceae. The record is from the annotation of a GenBank genome assembly.
AUGGCUGAAACAGCCUAUAACAACCCCACUCAUCUCCAAGAUGUAAUCAUCGAGAAGGAGCUGCGGGACACCCGCGACAAGUUCAUCGAGUCUAUCCGCCUAGACGACGUUCGCCGACUCGCCGCCUCAUACCACCCCAGCCAAUCCGACGGCGAGUUCUUCCAAGAUUCCCUCCGUGGGAGCUAUAAUAUCUGCUAUUUCAUUCGCUUUCCUCGGUCUUCACCUUCGGGAGCAUGGGAUAAAUGGGUUGUGCGGAUUCCGUUGGCCCCAUGCCUACCGUUUGGGGCCGGCAAGAAGCUAGAAGGCGAGAUAGCCGCUAUGGAGCUAGUGUACGAACGGACGUCGAUCCCCAUACCUCAAGUAAUCGCAUACGCUAUCGACGAUACGUCCAAGACUUUCCCAACGUUCAUGAUCCUCGAGUACAUGGAAGGGGAGAAGCUCACGCACAAGACAUACGAAGAAUUCACACAGGAACAACUGUUACAGUUCUACGUCUCCCUAGCCGACAUCUUCAUCCAGCUCAGGAGGUUAGAAAUGGACGCCAUCGGCCGCCUGACGCACCGAGAAGACGGCAGCUUUACCGUCGACCGCCCGAUUGCAACAAUCGACAUAAAUGCGCAGGCACUGGAGCGCUUGCAGCCGUCACAGGUCCUCGCCCGAUACGGCGGAGGGGGCCCGUUACGAUCUGCCGGCGACUACAUUGACAUGCUGCAUGAUCUUGCGGACAACGCUUUCGCCCAGAGCCGGAGCAGCGUCCCCGAGGGUGAUGGCAUAGGCGAGGAAUAUCUCUAUCAUCUUCACAGCUUCCGCGAGCUCGUAGAGGAUUGGCGGGCUGAAGAUGAUGAUCGUGGUCCUUUCGUGCUGGUUCAUGGAGACUUCCAGCCGUUCAAUCUUCUUAUUGACGACCAAGGGAGCAUCGUUAGUGUCUUGGACUGGGAAUGGAGCCGCGUCGUCCCACGUCAAUUCUUCAAGCCCCCGCUAUGGCUGCAGUACCCCGAUUUGACGCUGCUCUCCCGGCCCAUAUUCUACGACCACUUCCUCGAAUUAUUUGAAGACUUCCUCGUCGUCCUCCGUCAGAGGGAGCUCGAUGCGUACGGCAACACGAUCCUCGCAGACGAGUGGGAGAGCGCGCAGGAGAGGCAGGGUUUCCUCGUCGCCAACGCCUUGGAGAGCUGGAUGCAUGUCGACUGGUUCAUGCAUUACCAGGGGAACCCAGAAGAUUUACAGGAGCGCGUUGUAGAGUUCAUGGGGAGGGAUCCCCGUCGAGCGGAGUUGGUUGCGAGGAAGGUCCGCGACGGCGAAGCAUACAAGGCUGACGUCCAGCGUCUUGCUCGAGGGGAAUGCCCACGUACCACUGCUCUCAAGGUCACGGAUCAC